AUGGAGUACGAUCUCUUCGCGGUCAACUGGGAUGACGAGUAUGCGCAAUGGCGUGCCCAAUGUAGUUGCAUGAGUAGGGCGACAACGAGCGAUGAAGGCGGUUCCGAGUUGCAAAUAUCCAAAUUCCUCGUCGUACGGGGGAUGUCGUGUGGGGGAUGUGCAGCAAGCGUUAAACGCAUUUUGGAGAAUGAGCCCCAGGUGGUGUCUGCAACUGUCAACCUUGCUACUGAGAUGGCAGUUGUGUGGGCUGUGCCGGAAGAUAGAGCUGUACAGGAUUGGAAACUGCAGUUGGGUGAGAAGCUCGCUAGCCAGUUGACAACAUGUGGGUACAAAUCCAGCCAGCGAGAUUCUUCGAAAGUCAGUUCACAGAAUGUUUUUGAAAGAAAGAUGGGCGAAAAACUGCAAAAUCUGAAGCAAAGUGGUCGAGAACUUGCUGUAUCUUGGGCACUAUGUGCUGUUUGCCUACUGGGACAUAUUUCUCAUCUCUUUGGAGUUAAUGCACCAUUGGUGCACCUGUUUCAUUCCACUGGAUUCCAUUUGUCUCUCUCAAUAUUUACAUUUAUUGGGCCUGGACGAAGACUAAUUAUUGAUGGAAUAAAGAGUCUAUUCAAGGGUUCUCCAAACAUGAAUACGUUGGUUGGUUUAGGUGCUCUGUCAUCUUUUGCUGUCAGCUCAGUUGCAGCCUUCAUUCCAAAGCUGGGAUGGAAGACAUUUUUUGAGGAACCAAUUAUGUUGAUAGCUUUUGUUCUUCUAGGGAAGAAUCUUGAGCAGAGGGCGAAGUUAAAAGCUGCUAGUGAUAUGACCGGAUUGCUCAAUAUACUUCCAUCAAAAGCACGCCUAAUGGUGGAUAAUGAUGCAGAGCAAUCAUCAUUCACAGAGGUCCCAUGUGGUACUCUUGCUGUUGGGGACUAUAUGUUAGUGCUGCCUGGGGACCGCAUUCCAGCCGAUGGACUUGUGAAAGCUGGAAGAAGUACAGUUGACGAGUCAAGUUUGACAGGUGAACCUAUGCCGGUAACUAAGAUUGCAGGGGCAGAAGUAUCAGCGGGAAGCAUUAACUUAAACGGUAAACUGACAGUUGAAGUUCGACGACCUGGCGGUGAGACUGUCAUGUCUGACAUACUUCACUUAGUGGAAGAAGCACAGACAAGGGAAGCCCCUGUUCAGCGAUUAGCUGACAAGGUUGCCGGGAACUUUACAUAUGGCGUUAUGGCGCUUUCUUCUGCUACCUUUAUGUUCUGGAGUAUUUUUGGUUCACAAUUUGUACCUGCUGCUAUCCAGCAGGGAAGUGCAAUGUCUCUGGCUUUGCAGCUUUCUUGCAGUGUUCUGGUAAUUGCUUGCCCAUGUGCUCUUGGUCUUGCCACACCCACUGCAGUGCUGGUUGGUACUUCGUUAGGUGCAACGAGAGGACUUCUUUUACGUGGUGGGGAUGUUUUGGAGAAAUUUGCGGAAGUUGAUGCCAUUGUGUUUGAUAAGACCGGAACUUUAACAAUUGGGAAACCUGUAGUGACAAAAGUAAUAGCUUCUCACAGCGAGGGAGGUUUUUUAUGCGUUACUUUUUACUUCCCAUUUAACUGGAACUCACUGCAAAACAUAGCUGCACAUAGGAUGGGACACCCUGAAAUUUGCAAUGUAUUUCCAUGGAUAGCGUUUUUUUUUCCAAAUCGUAUGUGUGACUUAUGCACUUCAUGUACCCUCAGCAGCAGAAGUGAAGUUUAUUUCCCUGAUCUUCCUGUUGAUAAACCAUAUUUUGUCAUCAGAGAUUACUGGAACAAUGAAUGGACAGAAGGUGACAUUCUUAGUUUGGCUGCUGGAGUAGAAUCAAAUACAAACCAUCCACUUGGAAAAGCGAUCAUGGAAGCUGCCCAGGCUGCCAAUUGCAUCAAUAUGAAGGCAAAGGAUGGGUCCUUUAUGGAAGAACCAGGGUCUGGUGCUGUGGCUACGAUUGGUGAGAAACAGGUUUCGGUUGGUACAUUAGACUGGAUUAGGAGGCAUGGUGUUGUUCGUGACCCAUUUCAUGAAGCAGAAAGUUUUGGUCAGUCUGUUGCAUAUGUAGCAGUUGAUGGUACUCUAGCUGGUCUUAUUUGUUUCGAGGACAAGAUCAGAGAAGAUUCUCAUCAAGUUAUCAGUGCCCUGUCUAAGCAAGGAAUUAGUGUGUAUAUGUUAUCUGGGGACAAGGAGAGUGCUGCUAUGAAUGUUGCUUCAGUUGUUGGCAUUCAGUUAGACAAGUGUGAUUUACUUGUGUACAUAAUUAAAUGGUAUCAGGUGAUUUCUGAAGUUAAACCACAUGAGAAAAAGAAGUUCAUAUCUGAACUUCAAAAGGAGCACAAGUUAGUUGCGAUGGUUGGUGAUGGCAUCAAUGAUGCUGCAGCCCUAGCUUUAGCUGAUGUUGGAAUCGCAAUGGGUGGGGGUGUUGGUGCAGCUAGUGAUGUAUCUUCAGUUGUUCUCAUGGGUAAUAGGUUAUCUCAGCUUGUUGAUGCUUUAGAGUUAAGUAAAGAAACCAUGAGAACAGUGAAGCAAAAUCUUUGGUGGGCUUUUCUGUAUAACAUUGUUGGGCUACCCGUUGCUGCUGGAGCAUUGCUGCCAGUGACGGGUACGAUGCUGACCCCGUCAAUAGCUGGAGCACUGAUGGGUUUUAGUUCAGUCAGCGUGAUGGCCAAUUCCUUGCUUUUGAGGGCGAGGAUGAGUUCAAGGCAUCAUGUUCAGAGCAGACAAAAGCCUCACAACACCAUUUCUGGGCCGUCUCCCGUGACGAGGAAGGAGCACCGCUGGGCCGGGGAGCAACGCAAGGCCGAGGCCAACUAUGAGGUCUAUGUAGAGAACCUCAUUGAGGUUGAUUCACAGCUCCACAAUCAACAACACUGCAUUCUGCGAGUCGAGGGAGGCGGAGCGCAACAAAUUAUUGGAGGCGGAGCUCUUCGAUGA
Messenger RNA from Triticum turgidum subsp. durum (durum wheat), 2922 nucleotides. Lineage: Eukaryota; Viridiplantae; Streptophyta; Magnoliopsida; Poales; Poaceae. The record is from the annotation of a GenBank genome assembly.